Fusarium keratoplasticum is the source of this 642-nucleotide messenger RNA. RefSeq lists its product as uncharacterized. Lineage: Eukaryota; Fungi; Ascomycota; Sordariomycetes; Hypocreales; Nectriaceae. Bases 1 to 642 code for a protein of 213 amino acids. Gene Ontology annotation, molecular function: protein binding. The record is from RefSeq and is a predicted model, not a curated record. The transcript has a single exon.
AUGCGUCUUGCUUUUACUGCCAUUUCUACCCUCUGGGCGGCCACAUUGGCCAGUCCGACCCCUCACGCCCAAGGCACCUGGGAAAUCCUAUCCCCUAUCCCCAUCGCACCGCGACAGGAACAUUCAGUCGCUGCCCUCUCAGAGAACACUCUUGCCAUUGUCGGUGGGAUCAUCCCAAAUCCAGACGGAGAGGGUAUCAAUACAACCGCGAUGGUACAGCUUUACGACAUCCCCUCCGACACGUGGCGAUCAGUUGCUCCGGCGCCUAUCCAAGUCAAUCACCCUAACGUUGCGGCUGUUAACGGCAAGAUCUAUCUCUUGGGUGGGCUUUCUGUCGCCUCUGAUGGCGCUUGGAGAGCCUUUCCAGACUCUUGGGUCUACGAUUCUGACCGAGACGAGUGGUCGCCGCUGGAUCCUAUUCCAGACGGCGAAGAGAGGGGUAGUGCCGCCAUGGGUGUUUACGGAAGCACCAUUUACAUGGUGGGAGGUAUGCACACCUUGGUUCCGGGAGUAGGCGGGGAGCAAGAUACUGUCGACUUUGUGUCUGCCUUUGACACAGUCUCGUCGAAGUGGAUCAGUCUUCCCAAGUCCGCGAAGAAGAUUCCCGAAGGACGGGAUCAUGCCGGUGUGUUAUGUUAUUAG